CACAGGUCCAGCAUACGAUGGCAAAGCGCGACGCAACAAAGUCUCAUGUCGCGUACCUGACGCGCAUCGAUUGGGUGGGGGUCGAACCGCCCUAGCGAGCUGAAGCGAGACGGUAUCCGGGGUGAUGGCGCGAACAGUAAACAAGCACGCACGACAUUGACUGCUCGAGCUCCAUUACCACCCCCACUUCACCUUCACCGCUGUACUCUGGUCUUGUCGGCGACCUCUUACUUUCUUCUCUUCUUCAUUUUCUUCAACAAAUCGAUCGAACAGGACUGCAUUUCGGCGGUUCUGCUACAGCUUUGGAGGCUAUUCUUCGUCGUAGGAAACAACAAAAAAGUCAAGACGACAGCACAAUGGCACUCUCAACCGGAGCCCGCACCAACGGCAGCGGCGGCGCCACUGUCGCUCAACGCCUGCAGAAAGAGCUCAUGGACAUCAUGAUGAAGCCCACGCCCGGCAUCACCGCCUUUCCCGACGACGAGAAUAUGAGCCGCUGGACUGCCACUAUUGACGGCCCCGAGUCAACGCCGUACGAAAACCUCGUCUUCAAGCUCAGCAUGGAGUUUGGUGCCACGUAUCCGUACGCCCCGCCCACGGUGCUCUUCAAGACGCCCAUCUACCAUCCCAACGUCGACUUCAGCGGCAGGAUCUGCCUCGAUAUCCUCAAGGACAAAUGGAGCGCCGUAUACAACAUUGGUACCGUGCUGCUGAGCCUGCAGAGUCUGCUCGGAGAGCCAAAUAACUCGAGCCCGCUCAACGGCCAGGCUGCCGAGCUUUGGGACAAGGACAUGGACGAAUUCAAGCGUCUCGUCCUUGCGCGCCACAAAACGCCCGAGGAGCUUGAUGCGGCUGGUCUUUAAACGACCCCAAGCUCUCAGUAGACGCCAAGGCUACGACAUGGAACGUUCCUCUCCACUUUGGAGUCUUCUUGGAUACACUCUGGUCCGGCAAUCAGUCCUGCAAUGUGGCUUGGGACAAUGACGGGAGACGUAUGUCUCCAACAUGAGCACUCACGAGAUCACGAGGCACAAAUACGUUACGCUCGUGCUGAUACGGUCCGGGCUGCUUCUUUUUCUCUUUGAUUUUGCAUUGCGUUGGCAUGGCAUAGGUGGAGUUUGGAUGGAGCAUUCGAGCGGGGGUGUUCAUUUUGGCUGUCGGGGUUUGAUUUCCUACAUAACCGAUCCUAUUUUGCUCCCAAAGACAUGACUAUUUCGCAUUCUCAG
Molecule: messenger RNA, 1226 nt
Organism: Paraphaeosphaeria sporulosa
Lineage: Eukaryota; Fungi; Ascomycota; Dothideomycetes; Pleosporales; Didymosphaeriaceae
Product: ubiquitin-conjugating enzyme
Exons: 3
Coding region: 357-863 (168 amino acids)
Source: RefSeq, a predicted model, not a curated record